CAACCAAACAGCUGUUAACGUCCUUUCCGUCGCAAUUUCUCUGCUCUUCUGCUAUUACCAUUGUUCAUUCCGCACGUCCGUUCCCAUCAUGUCUACCGCAGCAGAACUCUCCGCUCUCAAAAUCCCAGACCUGAAGGCUAAAUGCAAAGAACUGGGCCUCGCUGUCGGGGGAACGAAACCUGUCCUCGUUGCUCGUAUAUGCGCCAAACUGGGCAUUGAACCGUCUCCUCCAACUGAGGACGGUGGCGAAAAGAAGCCUACGAAGAAGAAGAAUGAUAAAGUGGGAGGAGAGGAUGGAGGCGUAAAGAAGAAGGCGAAGAAGGGGCAUGAGGGCCCGACUAUCUUGACGACUGGCUCAGAGGGAGUGGUGGUGCCAGAAACUCCGCUACAUGGAGCUGUUGUCGCUUUUCCUAUGGCAUUUACACCUGAUGUAGUGGUCGACAGAAGUCCAGCAUCCGUGUCUACGGAAGUGCCCACAGAGUCUCCUACAUCCCUAUCUCCGGCGCAUACACUCCCGACAAUUGCUUCACUCGACACCCUCGCAACCUCUACCAACGCCGAACCUUUCCCUCCUGUCAUCUCGCCUGUCAUCACCGGUACCCCAGAGCGCACUCCAGCCGCCGCCCCAACAUCAAAGAAACGCAAAGCUCCUCCAGCGGAUCCGAACGCUCCAAAGAAACCCCUGAAGAAGAAGAAUGACUUAAUCACUACAGCUACAGCUACAGUGCGAACAGUUGGAGACUGUGUGAUGGCACCACCGUCUUCCACUCCGCAAGGAAUCUCCGCUACUACAUCGGGGUCUGUGGUUGGACCGGUGACAACGAAGAAGGCAGCGAAGCUUAGGAAGAAGAAGGAUGUCUUGGCGCCUACCUUAUCACCAGUUUCGGCCAUCGUCGGAAGUUUGCCUGCUACACCUGCAGCUGGGAAGUCUUUCCCUGCUGCUAGUCAACCAGCCCUGCCAAACACAAAGCCAACCUCCACGUCAAUGUUCGAUGUUCCCGUCCAAACAUCGCCAAACCCACCUCCGAAAGCUGAUUUCGUGCCAGCUACAGCUACUACCACCGCCGUCCCUCGUCCUUGUCUGUCCAACGUUACGCAAAUCGAGGCGUCCGAUGUGAGGAAGAAGCCAGUUCGGAAGGACCCUGUUGCGAAGGUUCCUGUGACGGUCAAGCUCGGUGGGAAGCCGUCGUUUAAGCCGUUGGUGGCGAAGGUGCUUCCGAAGGCGUCGGAAGAGGGUGGGGUUUUGGCACCGGUGGGUGGUGCGAGGUUGAACGAGGAGGCGCCUGCGCCAGUUGUUGCUCUCGCAAAGGCUGUGAGUUCGAGGAGGGUCGUUGUUGGGGAAAAGGUUAAGCGUGCCAAAAUCCAGUUAGCCAUCAACUUCAAGCCACAACCGGCGUCCCCUUCCGCGCCAGAGCCCAGUGUCAUCGAGGACGCUCUCCCAACCCUCAUCUACACUACCCUCGACUCCGCAAUCCCUCCUCCAUCCCUGAACCCCUACAAACCCCCCUCCCUCCGCACCCGCAAAUUCGUAACCAAACUCUCCACCAUCCUCGCCCUCGCAGCAUACCACGGCACCGAUAAACCCUGGGAAAUCCUCAUCUCCGUCACGUGCGCCAGUAAGGACUGGGCACAUGCCGCGGCGAAUGCAUGGGGGAAGGUAUGUGAAAUGGAGUUUGGUGGGGAUCGACUUGAGGGGUAUUUCGGGCGUUGUGGCGAGGAGAGUAGGGGUAUGUAUAUGAGGGGGUAUUAUGCGCAUCGCGCACGGGAGAUAUGGGAGAAGGUGACGGUUGUGAAGGCGGGGUGGGUUGAGAGGUUGUUUGAGGCGCUUGGUGCGAGGCCGGGAAGGUAUGGAGUUCGAUUUCGUGGUGUGUGUUUGAGACUCCUGGAUGAAGAGGAAGGGAUCCCGAGAGCGUGGGAUGUCGCGAUGAGAUUCUGGAUUGCGCGGUUUGCCCUCAAAGCUGGGAGUGCGGGUUGUGGCAAGUGGACUUCUCCCGCUGCGUUUCUGCGUGAUGUGGAGGAGACGAGGGUUGAGAGUUGUGUUAGUGUUGGUAGUGGGAGUGAGGAGAUUUGGAGGGUUGAGGUGGGGAGUGGAGAGGUGUAUUUUGUGUUGGGGGAGACUGGGGAAGCGGUUGGGUGGGCUCCUCCCGAGACGCCCGAGACUGAAGACAAGGGGCAGAAGAAGGGGGGUACGGCUCGGAAGAAGACUUUGAGGAGGAGUAGUACGGCGUUGUCGGCUAGGAGGAAGCGGAGGACGUCCACUGCUGGUGGUUGUGGUGGUGGUGGGGAACAGUUGUCGUGGAAGGAAUUGAGGGGUGAUUGGAAGGGACGGAUCGCUGAUUUGUUGGGAUACGGUGUCACAGGUGGUGGAGAGGGGAAGACGUUGAUGGAUCGAAUCUUCUAUUACGGAGACUCUGUCACCUAUCCUCGUGGGAUCCAUACCUCCGUCAAGACCGGUGAGGGGGAAGGAAGCCUGCUGUGGAAACGAAGACAGCUGGCAGAGCGGUUUAUCCUUGGACAUGUCAUCCCCAACUCCAUUUCCGGCUCCGCGAUCUUUCCCGUCUCGCUGCCCACAAAAUCCUCAACCCCCGUUUUUAAAAUCGCGCUCGACCUCGAAUUGAAAUAUGGUGUCGAAUCAGUCCGCGUAGGUUCUGCCGGUGAGUCCGCAUUCUACAAUCAACGCAUGUCGCCGAACGUUGGGUUUGUGCGGUGCUGUGGGGAUGGGUGGUUCGUGCUUGCCGAAACUGGGCAGGAGAUUGGGAAUGAGGAGGAGGGGAUUGUAGAGUUUUGGCAGAUGUGUUUGGGAGUUGAUGGGUGGGGGGCAAGUGUUGGGGAGGGAGAAAGGCGGAGGAGAGCAGGUGCGGGUUGGUUUCUGGGUGAGAGAGGGCAGUGAACAAUGACUGCGAACGGAAGGAGUGAUACAGGACGGGUCUCACAGAACUUAAAAUGCCAC
Messenger RNA from Saitoella complicata NRRL Y-17804, 2950 nucleotides. RefSeq lists its product as uncharacterized. Lineage: Eukaryota; Fungi; Ascomycota; Saitoellomycetes; Saitoellales; Saitoellaceae. The coding region runs from base 89 to 2890 and encodes 933 amino acids. The transcript has 4 exons. The record is from RefSeq and is a predicted model, not a curated record.